GUGUACAUGUGGAUAUGAAUUUGAACCACGUUUUUAAGCUAAGUAUAAAUAUGAUUGAACUUGUAGUUGGCAUCUAAAGUAGCACAAUGGAUAAAGUAACUCUGUUUCUUGUGGCGGCACUUUUUGUGACGGCUACUUUAGCGGCACCAAAGAAAAUCGAGGUGUCAUUUAUAGAUCAUGAUAACAUAGAAGAAACUAACGAUGGGGGUCUGGUCUACACGCCACACGGUACGGUCAUUGUGGGAGAUAUCGAGAUUGAACUGACUAGGAAUGGUAUCCUCAAUCCAAGUCACCGAUGGCCUCAAGGUAGAAUCUACUACACCAUAAGUCAAAAUUAUUCUUCGGCAAUUCACGACACUAUCAUAGCUGCCAUGAGGGAACUGGAGCAUGAUAUCAAUGGAGCAUCAGGUCACUGCAUUCAAUUCAUUCCUAGGACUAACCAGGUCACUUAUAUAGAGAUCCAUGCAGGAACAGGGUAAGUACAUCUCAUCAGGAAGGUGUA
Biomphalaria glabrata is the source of this 502-nucleotide messenger RNA. RefSeq lists its product as uncharacterized. Lineage: Eukaryota; Metazoa; Mollusca; Gastropoda; Planorbidae. Gene Ontology annotation, biological process: proteolysis. The record is from RefSeq and is a predicted model, not a curated record. Gene Ontology annotation, molecular function: metalloendopeptidase activity. The transcript has 5 exons. Bases 87 to 479 code for a protein of 130 amino acids.